AUGUCAAAGGAGACGAAGUUACAUAAGAAACCAGCCUUUGAAGAUAGUACAUCAAUUGUUCCAUGUGAUAUCUUAUAUUUCAUCCUUAUUAAUCUACCUGUUAAAUCCUUGUUACGUUUUCGAUCAGUUUCUGCACCAUGGAAUUCUAUAAUCUCUGAGGAAGAAUUCACAAAAGCUCACCGUGAUCAUUCCAAAGCUUUGGGACGUAAAAAACUCUUGUUACAAAGAGCUUUUACCUCCGAAUUCAGGUUUAUGGACUUGGAAAUUAGUCCACAAGUUGCCAUAGAAAGGCAACUCUUUCCUCUAAAGAUAUUCAAUGAUGAUCAUGACGUUUUAUGCUCACAUGAUGGAUUGGUACUAUUGAAGAAACGUAAGUCUAAUAAGACAUUUAUUUUGUGGAAUCCAUCAAUCAGACAACAAAGAACUCUCCUAUGUCCAUAUCUGGAAGCUUACGACGACGACGACGAAAGAAUACUUCCUUAUGGUUGUGGGAUGUGUUAUGAUUCUAGUACUGAUGAUUACAAAAUUAUUUCGAUCUAUAACGAGUUUUAUGUUGUUUGGUCUAUGAGAAAUAGCAAUUGUUGGACGGCUAAAAUAACUCUUCCUAUAGUAAAGCAAAGUCUUUUUAGUUUAAGUGGAACAACUAAUUCAGGGACAUAUUACUAUGGUCAGGGUAUUAGCACAGAGGAUUGUGUAUUUUGGUCUCUAAAUCAAGAACUUGAUCAUCUUGUAUGUAAAGCUUCAACAGUUAUAUAUUUUGAUGUGAAGUCAGACGAACUGAAGGUACUUCCAAAACCAAAAUUUAUAAGUGAAGAUGAUCAAUUGUUUCGUUUGACUACUUUGAAAGGUUGCCUCUGCUUAUAUGGUGGUAAAACCGCGGAUGAACUAAACAUCUGGAUCAUGGAACAAGAUGGAUGGAAAUGGUUAAUGAAACUUUGCGACGUACCAUUAGGGUUUUGCGAGCAUUAUUUUGAAAGAUACAGUGAGCUUUUGUAUUGCAGAGGAAAUGGUGAAAUUGUAUUUAAAGGACCAACGAAAUACCAUUUCUCCAUCUAUAAUCCUAAACAACAACGAUUUGUUACAAAGGUUUGUAUAUCGAACAAUUUCGAGUAUGAGUAUCCUCCUGUCACCUUGUGUUUGGAUAGCCUAUAUUUUCCCAGACUCAGUGUCAUGCACGAGGAGGAGUAA
Messenger RNA from Nicotiana attenuata, 1188 nucleotides. RefSeq names its product F-box/kelch-repeat protein At3g23880-like. The record is from RefSeq and is a predicted model, not a curated record. Lineage: Eukaryota; Viridiplantae; Streptophyta; Magnoliopsida; Solanales; Solanaceae. The transcript has a single exon. Gene Ontology annotation, molecular function: protein binding. Bases 1 to 1188 code for a protein of 395 amino acids.